This is a messenger RNA of Aspergillus uvarum CBS 121591, 787 nucleotides long. RefSeq names its product CGR1 family protein. NCBI's taxonomy places the organism in Eukaryota, Fungi, Ascomycota, Eurotiomycetes, Eurotiales, Aspergillaceae. The record is from RefSeq and is a predicted model, not a curated record. The coding region runs from base 86 to 427 and encodes 113 amino acids. The transcript has 3 exons.
UCACUCUUCUUCCCCAUCCUCAGCAUUCACCUCGCUUUGGUGGCAGCUUUAAUUCCCAUUCCCACCAUCCUCACCUGGUCUGACCAUGUCGUCCUCCUCGGCUUCAGUCCCUCCGUCCGUGAAGGGCAUGCGGAAGAAUGGAAAAAACUGGCACGACUCCAAGAAGCCCUUCCGCCCUACGGCGGGUAUGACCUCCUAUGCGAAGCGCCUGGAAACCCGCAAACACCAAGAAGCCGUCAAAGAACACGAAAGGGAACUUAAGGAAGAGAAGGAGGCUGAGCGGAAGGCCCAUAUCCAGCGAAUUAAGGAUCGCAGAGCCGCCAAGGAAGAGAAAGAACGCUAUGAAAAGAUGGCCGAGAAGAUGCAUCGUAAACGUGUUGAGCGCUUGAAGCGCCGUGAAAAGCGCAACAAACUGUUGAAUUCUUGAUGCUGCCUAGAGCUUGAUCGACCCCUGGACAGGUCAGUGUAUGCUGUCGCGGUUGAACUGUUUCCUGCUGCUUGUUUGCUGCACUGGAUGCAUGGCAGUUACCGACCAGCUUUUUGAAAAUUGCCUUUUCUUCCUAUUCAUUCACGCAGAAAACGCCUUCCCCCUAUUUGCGCUGAGCCUUCGGAAAGAUAAUGUGGCGACAGGCGGCCUCUUUUCACACAUCCUUCGAUUUUCUGUCGGGACAAAAAUGGAUCAUGGCGACCAUGGAGUUGGGGGUUCUGGAUACUGGAUUUAUAAUUAUAUUCAUACGGAAGCAAGAAACAUCUUCACAUAGAAUCGUCCAAGACUUCAUGCUAUACC